CUUAACUCCUUAACUCCUUAACUCUCUAGAAGCCCCACUCACGAAGAGACUAUCUUGAGCAGACCAAGCGAUAUGUUUAAAAUUCAUCAAUCCUCAGGUCAGACAAACUCCUAUCUACAGUUCAUAGAAUCCCUUGUUAUACUAUUUGGUCGUUUACAGCUUAAACGUCCUAUCCAAGCGCUGUUAUCUUAGAGAUAAAAACCAUACAUUGCACUAUGUUCCAGAUGCAACAUCUCCGUGUGCCACAUCUAAGCGGCAUUGAUGUUGCAUACUACAUGCCGAAACCGUAUGACAGGUCAAAGGCAACCCUUGUUCUUAUUCACGGCUUCAGCAUGUCCUCCCAUGUCUUUACCGGCCAUUUUCAAAGCCAAAAUUUGACCUCGGAGAUGAAUCUCCUCGGUAUCGAUGUUAUUGGUCAUGGCGAGACGAGAGUCAAGAACGACACCUUUACUUAUUGGGAUACAGCCAUUAUGAUUGUCCAACUAUUGGACGCCCUCAGUAUCAACGAGGCAUUCAUACUUGGAACUAGCCACGGUGGAUGUAUUGCCGUUCGCACAUAUCUGAUUGCACCCGAGAAAAUCGAAGGAAUCAUCCCCAUCGGGGCACUUAUGGACUGUGAAUCUAAGCGAGCGCAUGAUCAAGGCUGCUGGGACGCAAUGGCAGGGUUUGAACCUCUGCUCAAAGCCUGGACUAGCUCAGUCCCUACUCCAGAUUUCGAGCUAGACGAUACCUACUGUAAUUUCGUUGUCGACGUCGACUUUGGCCACGACUGUCCGGAUACAUUGCGCGACUUCUGGAAACAAGCAAUCAAGAGCUACUACUCAGGAGAUGAUGGACGAAGGAAACUCAGGAUGGCGGCUAUAAAUCUACGAGACCGUGAUAGCCUUCACGGCAGGCUUGGGUAUGUUCGUUGCCCAGUACUUUGGCUUCAAGGCACUGAAGACGCUGUGAAUACAGUAGCAAACGCGAAACAAGAAAUAGACCUGAUCCAGAACUCGUUGGAUGCUCGUUUACAGAUUAUAGAGGGAGGCUUACACGUUCUUAGCUACUCGCACCAAGAAGAGGUCGAACGCGCUGUAAGACAGUUUGUAGCGAUGCAUCACCGGGCUUAAAAUUGAAAUUAAAGGGACUACUGUCAGGACUUUAGCCCCGAGCUGUACUAACAGGACUACAUUAGGCAAGAGUAGGCCUAUAUAGGGCGGGGUAGCAUAGUAUAUAGUUAUAGACUUUAUAGAGAAGGUAGGUAUAGAGUAGGGGAUCUAUAGGUACGCAUAGAUAGUUUUUAUAUAAUAGUAG
Boeremia exigua is the source of this 1296-nucleotide messenger RNA. RefSeq names its product alpha/beta hydrolase. The coding region runs from base 216 to 1112 and encodes 298 amino acids. The transcript has 4 exons. The record is from RefSeq and is a predicted model, not a curated record. NCBI's taxonomy places the organism in Eukaryota, Fungi, Ascomycota, Dothideomycetes, Pleosporales, Didymellaceae.